AGGUCUCCUAGCAACAAGUUGUAGCAUACUAGGACGGCCGCUGAGCCAUAAUGGAGAUAUCAAUGCCUGCACCUCAGAUAUAUGUAGAAAAAACUCUGGCCAUUAUCAAACCAGAUAUUGUUGACAAAGAGGAGGAGAUACAAGAUAUUAUUCUCAGAUCCGGAUUCACCAUUGUUCAGAGAAGAAAACUACACCUCAGCCCUGAGCAAUGUAGUAACUUUUAUGUGGAACAGUAUGGAAAAAUGUUUUUCCCCAAUUUAACAGCUUACAUGAGUUCUGGACCACUUGUCGCCAUGAUAUUAGCUAGACAUAAAGCCAUCUCUUAUUGGUUAGAACUUUUGGGACCAAAUAAUAGCUUAGUAGCGAAGGAGACACAUCCAGACAGUCUAAGGGCAAUUUAUGGCACAGAUGACCUAAGGAAUGCACUUCAUGGGAGUAAUGACUUUGCUGCUGCGGAAAGAGAAAUACGUUUUAUGUUUCCUGAAGUGAUCAUUGAGCCCAUUCCAAUGGGACAAGCUGCUAAGGACUAUUUAAAUUUACAUAUAAUGCCAACUUUGCUUGAAGGACUCACAGAGCUUUGUAAGCAAAAACCAGCAGAUCCUUUGAUUUGGCUAGCUGAUUGGCUGCUGAAAAAUAAUCCUAACAAACCCAAACUUUGUCACCACCAUCCAAUUGUAGAAGAACCUUAUUAAAAAAAUCCUCAAAAGAACAAAUCAUGAACUAUCUUAUUGUAGAAGGCUGUAUUUCUAUUGUUUGAAAAAAUUAUUUCUAGGGUUUAAGUAACUACAAGUAAAAUAAAUUUAUUUCUUAAAAA
Messenger RNA from Piliocolobus tephrosceles (Ugandan red Colobus), 814 nucleotides. It is a transcript of the gene NME5, whose product is annotated as NME/NM23 family member 5. Gene Ontology annotation, cellular component: cilium. The coding region runs from base 51 to 692 and encodes 213 amino acids. Gene Ontology annotation, biological process: CTP biosynthetic process; spermatid differentiation; GTP biosynthetic process. Lineage: Eukaryota; Metazoa; Chordata; Mammalia; Primates; Cercopithecidae. The transcript is spliced from 6 exons. The record is from RefSeq and is a predicted model, not a curated record. Gene Ontology annotation, molecular function: nucleoside diphosphate kinase activity.